CCCAACGUCCCGGGGCGCGGCGAACCCAUUCGCCUUGCACUGGAGGAAGCGGGCGUAACGUACAGCGACACCGCUAGCUCCUCCACGGACCUGAUCCGGUCCGAAAUGUCUGACAAAAAUAUGGGUGACACUUUCAACCCCCCAUAUUCGCUCCACCUGUCCUCCGGCACGGUGAUCGGUGACAAAGACGGGCACGGAGCUUACCACGUCAAUGAGCUCGCCCUCACCGCUCUUGACGGACUCAGCAACGAGGUUCACGAGACACACCAUCCGAUCGCCGUGGGACUGUAUUACGAGGAUCAGAAAGAGGAAGCCAAGAAGAGGGCCAAGGACUAUAGGGAGAACCGGCUCCCUAAAUUUUUGGGCUACUUUGAGAAGGUGUUGAAUGGAGAGGCGAGUGGGGAUGGACCGUGGUUGUACGGGGGCAAGUUGACUUAUGCUGAUUUGGUACUAUUCAAGACACUUGACGGUGUCAAGUUCGCAUUCCCAAAGGCGGUGAAGACCCUGCACGAUAGCGGCAACUACAAUCGCGUUUUCAUUCUCUAUGACGCUGUCAAAAAGAGGCCUAAGAUCAAGCAGUAUCUCGAAAGCAACAGAAGGCAGGCGUACUCCAACGGCAUCUACCGGUAUUACCCCGAGCUGGAUAAUGAGUAG
This is a messenger RNA of Clonostachys rhizophaga, 654 nucleotides long. Lineage: Eukaryota; Fungi; Ascomycota; Sordariomycetes; Hypocreales; Bionectriaceae. The record is from the annotation of a GenBank genome assembly.